Molecule: messenger RNA, 2037 nt
Organism: Cicer arietinum (chickpea)
Lineage: Eukaryota; Viridiplantae; Streptophyta; Magnoliopsida; Fabales; Fabaceae
Product: glucan endo-1,3-beta-glucosidase 14
Biological process (GO): carbohydrate metabolic process
Molecular function (GO): hydrolase activity, hydrolyzing O-glycosyl compounds
Source: RefSeq, a predicted model, not a curated record
UUAUAUAAUAAUGACAACUAAAUUAAAACAGAGCAAAAAACAGAGUUGCUCUGUUUAUUUAUAUAUAUAUGACAAAACUUUGCUAUGUGGUUAACCUUAGUUUUGGUUUCUCAGCCUUAAAUUUUUUGGUGAUAAGAAUUCACAGUAAUGGCAAUUUCUUCCAUCUUCUUUAGAGUGUUAUUGCUGCUUCUCACCAUUUCUGAUUUGUUUGUGCAAAACCAUGGCCAAAAUUUUGGAAUAAACUAUGGAAGAAUAGCAAACAAUCUACCAUCACCAUCACAUGUAUCAGUUCUAUUAAAAUCAUUGAAUGUGAGCAGAAUCAAACUCUAUGAUGCAAAUCCAAAUGUUCUAUCAUCAUUCUCAAACUCAAAUGUGGAAUUCAUCAUAGGACUUGGAAAUGAGUUACUUCAAACUAUGAGAGACCCUUCUAAGGCUCAAAUAUGGAUUCAACAAAAUGUUCAACCAUACAUUUCAACAACAAAAAUAACAUCAAUUAAUGUAGGAAAUGAAAUACUAGGUAGCAAUGAUGUUGGUAACAUGAUAAAUCUUCUACCAGCAAUGCAAUCAGUUUACAAUGCUCUUGUGACACUUGGAUUAUCUCAACAAGUUACUGUCACCACAGCACAUUCUUACAACAUUUUGUCAAAUUCAUUCCCUCCUUCAAAUGGUGCAUUUAGACAAGAUCUUAUACAAUAUAUUCAACCACUUCUUAGCUUCCAAGCACAAAUAAAAUCACCUUUUUUCAUCAAUGCUUAUCCUUUUUUUGCAUACAAAGAUGACCCGGAUCACGUUUCAUUAAACUAUGUUUUGUUUCAGCAGAAUCCUGGAUCCAUUGAUCCUAACACAAAUUUGCAUUAUGAUAACAUGUUGUAUGCACAAAUUGAUGCUGUUUAUGCGGCUAUAAAGGCGCUAGGACAUACCGAUAUCGAGGUUAAGAUUUCUGAGACAGGUUGGCCUUCUAAAGGUGAUCCUAAUGAGUUUGGUGCAACAUUACAGAAUGCUGAAAUUUAUCAUACUAAUUUGUUGAAGAGGAUUGAUAUGAAACAAGGAACUCCUGCAAAUCCUUCUGUUCCUAUUGAUAUUUAUGUUUUUGCACUUUUUAAUGAAGAUUUGAAACCUGGUCCUGCUUCAGAGAGAAAUUAUGGACUUUAUUAUCCUGAUGGUACUCCAGUUUAUAACAUUGGAUUGAAAACUCAGACUUAUUUUCCAGAAAUGAUUAUAGAAUCCAAAUCCAAUACUUUGUCCAUCAAUUUUAUCAUCUGCAUACUUCCAUUCUUGGUGUUUGUUUGGGAGCUUUCAAGAUUGUCAUGAGGAAAAGAUCAAAACCAAGAAAUUUCAAACGGACCAUUCUUUGCAAAAAGGACUUGUUGAAGAAAUAUGACGGUGUUGUUGCGUAUAAUAUGCAACUAAGAAAAUUUUAGAAAAGCUAGGAUGCAAUAUGUGACUUUGGAGCAUAUGAAUGGAUAAAGAAAAAUUUUGAAGUUAGGAACAUGAUUUAGAAAUUUAAUUGUGGUGGUUAAGUUGUGUUGUUGGACGAGAAUCAUGUCAUGUGGGUCGCAAAAUGUGGGCUAGAGGCGGCUGUUGGACAUUGUUGAAUUCUUACGUCAUCAUCAUGGUCCAAAUGAAUUAGAUUGAUAGAUAAACACAACUACUAUCAAUUUUUUUAAUUAAAAUAUCAAAUAGUGUUUGCUACUUCCUUUUUGCUGCAUACAGAUAAUUCUCUUUAAUCAUAACGCAAAAUAUCUUAUGUUGUUUUACUCUUUUAAAAAGUAGCAAAAUGACCCAUACAGUGUAACACAAAUGAACAUAUAGAAAAAUAAGUGAUUAGAUAUUUGAAUCUCUUAGAGAUUUUUAGAGAUUUGUUUUACUAGUCGCGUAUGUAUUUUUGUUUAUCUAAAAUAUAAUAAAAAAAGUAGUUCAAAUUCUUCGUAGAUAUGAUGUUUACCCCUAAACCCUAAACACUUUACAGUAUUCAUAAAGAUCCGAUAGUUAAUAUUUCAACUUCACAAUAAAAAGUAAAGUUUGAAAUUUCAAUCA